Messenger RNA from Coregonus sp. 'balchen', 44226 nucleotides. Lineage: Eukaryota; Metazoa; Chordata; Actinopteri; Salmoniformes; Salmonidae. The record is from the annotation of a GenBank genome assembly.
AUGGAACCCUUGGUAACCUUCACCUUCACCUCUUUUUUUCCUUUCCUUUACUUUGUCUCCCCCCCCCCCCCCCCCCCCCUCUCUCCUCCCUCUCAAUCCCCCCACAGGUGUUUCUACGGGAGUCUCUGGAGCACAGGUUGGAGAAGCAGCGGGAGAUGGAGGUGCUGAAAGCAGCCAUGAUCAUCCAGGCUCACGUCAUGGGCUACAUGGCCAGGUAAAUGUGCCACAUAUCCUGUAUGUGCACCAGGUUUGAGGUCAUUUCAGUUUUCCUUUAAGUUAUGAAAUUCAUGAAUCAAAAAUUGCCUGUUGCCCUAAUCUUUUUUCAGUGUAUGAAUUUACAUUUGAAAUUCACUUCCUGAAUUGACUAAUUGGAUGCUGAAUUGACCGCAACCGUGAUAGGCAUAUACCAUACAGCACACACACACACACAAGUAUGGGUAGCAGCAGCCCAAUAUGGCAACCGGAGUAUGGGUGAGUGGGUAUGUCGAAAGGAGUGGGUCUAUUGAAAGCGAAUCAGCUAAUUGGCCAAAUUUGUUGCCACUCGAUCGUUUUGCGUGGCUGAUUGGGCUGAACUACAAGUCCAUAAUAGGCCACCAGUGCUCCGCCGACUUGAAGCGCUUCCUACUGGGUAGCAUGGUCGUGUCACCGGUGGUAGCUACGUGGGGCUUUUAUUCUCUCACAUGAUUUUAUUUCAAGUCGGAUAGCAGUCUAAACAAGAAAUAACUGAUAAGCAUCUAGAUGUCACCUUGAUACAUACAGUCUACUACUCAAUGGUGAGGGCAUGAACGGCAACAGCAUACAAUCUUCCCAGCUCUGCAGAUUUUGCUGCGAAGAGACAGAAUCAAUAGAUCAUGUGUUUUGGUACUGUCCAUUUGUAGCUUGUUUUUGGUCACAGGACCAGGAAUGGCUGAAGGAUUGCAAUAUUUACCUGGAGCUAACCCUGCAGAUAGCAUUACUGGGUGAUCUGAAAAGUGAUAGUCAAUCAAUCAAUAAUAUAAUAAUACUUUUAGCAAAAAAAUAUGUUUUCAAUUAACAAUCUGUAGAAACAAUGAGAAUAGAAAGGUUCAGAACUUUUGUGAAAUAUCACAGUACAGUUGAAAAAUAUAUGGCAAAUAGAAAUCCAAUAUGGAUGGUGUUGAGAUAGAUGGGAGGGGUUGAAUGGAGCUGAAGGUUGGGACUAAUAACAACUAAUAACAACAAGAUAAAAAUUGUAAAACAUACUGUGUCCAUAAUAACUAUAUAGGUUAUAGGUUAAGAACUUUUGUGAAAGAGCACAGUUUGAAAGAUAUGGCAAACCGGAUGGACAUCAUGAAAAUGAUCGGAGAGGUUGAGGGUAGAGGAAGUUCAGGAGUAAAAUCAAACAAAAUAGAACUAUUGUAACAUUGACUGUGUCCAUAAAAUGUAUAUAGUAUGUACUGUAUAAGCUGGAAGUAGAGGCCUAAGCAUUGUUGGUCAGGCCUACAAACCUGACUCAGUUACACCAGCUCUGUCAGGAGGAAUGGGCCAAAAAUCACCCAAUUUAUUGUGGGAAGCUUGUGCAAGGGUACCUGAAACGUUUAACCCAAGUUAAACAAUUUAAAGGCAAUGCUACCAAAUACUAAUUGAGUGUAUGUAAACUUCUGACCCAUGGGAAUGUGAUGAAAAAAAUAAAAGCUAAAAUAAAUAAUUCUCUCUACUAUUAUUUUGACAUUUCACAUUCUUAAAAUAAAGUGGCAAUCCUAACUGACCUAAGACAGGGAUUUUUUGCUAGGAUUAAAUGUCAGGAAUUGUGAAAAACUGAGUUUAAAUGUAUUUGGCUAAGGUGUAUGUAAACUUCCGACUUCAACUGUAUGUGUACAUAUAUAUAUACACUACCCGUCAAAAGGUCGGACACACCUACUCAUUCAAGGGUUUUUCUUUAUUUUUUUUUAUUUUUUUAAUUUGUAGAAUAAUAGUGAAGACAUCAAAACUAUUAAAUAACACAUAUGGAAUCAUGUUGUAACCAAAAAAGUGUUAAACAAAUCAAAAUAUAUUUUAUAUUUGAGAUUCUUCAAAUAGCCACCCUUCUUUGCACACGCUUGGCAUUCUCUCAACCAGCUUCAUGAGGUAGUCACAUGGAAUGCAACAGGUGUGCCUUCUUAAAAGUUAAUUUGUGGAAUUUAUUUCCUUCUUAAUGCAUUUGAGCCAAUCAGUUGUGUUGUGACAAGGUAGGGGGUGGUAUACAGAAGAUAGCCCUAUUUGGUAAAAGACCAAGUCCAUAUUAUGGCAAGAACAGCUCAAAUAAGCAAAGAGAAACGACAGUCCAUCAUUACUUUAAGACAUGAAGGUCAGUCAAUACGGAACAUUUCAAGAACUUUGAAAGUUUCUUCAAGUGCAGUCGCAAAAACCAUCAAGUGCUAUGAUGAAACUGGCUCUCAUGAGGACCACCACAGGAAUGGAAGACCCAGAGUUAACUCUGCUGCAGAGGAUAAGUUCAUUAGAGUUACCAGCCUCAGAAAUUGCAGCCCAAAUACAUGCUUCACAGAGUUGAAGUCACAGACACAUCUCAAGAUCAACUGUUCAGAGGGGACUGUGUGAAUCAGGCCUUCAUGGUCGAAUUGCUGCUAAGAAACCACUACUAAAGGACACCAAUAAUAGAAGAGACCUGUUAUGGCCAAGAAACACGAGCAAUGGACAUUAGACCAGUGGAAAUAUGUCCUUUGGUCUGGAGUUUUUGGUUUCAACUGCCGUGUCUUUGUGAGACACGGUAUGGGUGAACGGAUGAUCUCCGCAUGUGAGAACUCCUUCAAGACUGUUGGAAAAGCAUUCCAGGUGAAGCUGGUUGAGAGAAUGCCAAGAGUGUGCAAAGCUAUCGUCAAGGCAAAGGGUGGCUAUUUGAAGAAUCUCAAAUAUAACAUAUAUUUUGAUUUGUUUAACACUUUUUUGGUUACUACAUGAUUUCAUUUGUGUUAUUUCAUAGUUUUGAUGUCUUCACUAUUAUUCUACAAUGUAGAAAAUAGUAAAAAUAAAGAAAAACCCUUGAAUGAGUAGGUGUGUCCAAACUUUUGACUGGUACUGUAUAUAUUUGCGAAAACAAAAUAUAUGGGAGAUUGGAAGUGAUGCAGACAGUUACAUUGAUGGAAGUUACAAUCUUUCUGCAAUAUUAAAGCUGGUCUACCCCCUAAAUAAAAAAUAAAAUAAAUAAAAUUCAAAUGAUAUACAAAAAAUAACAUGGCAACAACACCGGGACACAGUGCCCUUUGCUCCCACUUGACAAGCACCUAUGUCCGGCAACGCAGUGGGAAGUAGCUAUCCAAUAUCAGGGUGACCAUCACAGUAAGCACAUGCAUACAACUCAUGAAGCAACAAUAAACCCAUCAUCAAUACUUUUAAUAAAAAAUGAACAAUUGUUAGUUUAAUAACUGAAAAUGUACAGUGAUGUGUAAAACUAACAAAAAUACAAAAUACUAAAAUAAAAAACGGUGAAAUACGACUCAGACAUCCUCUGGCUUAAAAACAUAAGUCCAAACUCUCACGGUAUGGUAGCUCAAUGUACGGUAGUUGCAUGGUAAGAAACAGAAGAAGAAAAAAAACAGCUCAAUCAAAACCGUCUAACCAAAAGUAGAGCGCUUUCGACACACCCACUCCUUUUCACACGCCCAUUACUGUGUAUAAUGUGUAUAUUUGUGUUGUAUUGUGCAAGGCACAUUUGAAAAAAGAGACUUAGGUCUCAAUAUGUCUUCCUUGGUAAAAUAAAGGUAAAAUACAAAAAAUACUUUCCUUUCGACACACCCAUUCUCCCAUACUCCGGUCGCCAUAUUGGGAUGCAGCUACCCCCUUCUCUACACACAGCCUCUUCGGGGGAAACGAUUGGGCCAAAGUCAGACCCUGGGGGGGACCACUUACUUGAUUAUGCAUACAUACUUACUGAGUACCUAUUCUGAUGUUUAGCUAUUCCAAGAUGAGACCACACUAAGAGAUACGAUUCCAAGACAAGAGCUAUAUCAAUUUCCUUGAUGUCACUCCACAGGAAGCAGUACAGGAAGCUGCUGCAGUGCAUUGUGGUCAUUCAGAAGAACUACAGGGCGUUUUAUUGGAGGCGGAAGUUCUUGCUCCUGCGCUGGGCUGCUCUCACCUUCCAGAAAUGCCUGAGGGGCCAGUUGGCACGAAAGGUCUACUGCCAACUCCUGGAUGAGAGGAAGAUCAGGGAGGAGGAUAAGAGGAGGAGGAAGGUGGAAGAGCUGGAUAGGUGGGCUAUUUGCAGUUUCUGUGUGUGUGUGUGUGUGUGUGUGUGUGUGUGUGUGUGUGUGUGUGUGUGUGUGUGUGUGUGUGUGUGUGUGUGUGUGUGUGUGUGUGUGUGUGUGCUGACUGGGGUUGGACUUGAUUAUUCCACUUUACUAAUUUAUGUAGAUGACACUGUUGUGUAUGCUAUUGCCCACACGGCUGACUAGGCUAUUACGGAGCUUUAAUCUGCCUUUAUUGACUUGCAGAAAAUAACUAUAAAUAAACAGACUUCUUGUUAAAUAAUUGUCAACACAUAACACUAUAUUAAUGUGUGGGAUUUUCACAGUAUUACAAGACACAACUAGUAGGUCUAUUUCACUCCAGCAGCUAGCAUAAUCUUUCCGUCCACAAUUCACCUGUGGGAACAUUGUGGCUCGCAACACCUGACAACAGAAAGAGUUGGCCGCUACUAUCCGUGAGAUUGUUCGUGAGGAAAUUACCUCAGCCUUCGACUUGCAAUUAAAACCGGUAAAUGAAUAUCUUGCACUGCUCACUCAACUAAAGUGGACAGUUUGGAAACAGUGGCCAAGGUGUGACUCCAUGACCUGGAAACAGCGCAAAAUGGAAGCUAGAAGGGGAAAUCAAUAUCCUAAAAAAGAGAACAGAAUCACUCAGAAAUAAUUCCUGUGAAUUCAAUAUGCAGGUCACAGGACUUGAAACUGGUGUGGAAUUGGGAAAACCAACUUCCUUCAUGAGCAAAAUAUUUUCUAUGAACUGUUUGGGCAGGAAAAGUUGGGUCCCAUGCCGCUGAUUAACAUUGCUCACCGCACGAGUCCUAUCCACAACGGAGCUCGGUGUAUGAUUGUACGAAUCCACAGUUUUGAAGUCAAAUGGCAAAUUGUUCGCCUCGCAGCAGAAUUGGGGGCUUUGAAGAGGAUCAGCAUCUAUUCAGACCUGAGUGCCGAACUGCUGAAACAGAGGGCGACCUACAACUAGCUGAGAUCACAGAUACGCAAGCUAAACCUGAGAUGCGGCUUCAUCCACCCGGCAAAACUCAUCUAGACUUUCCAGAAUACAGCACAAACGUUUUCCACUGCCAAGGAGGCUCAAGACUUCUUUGAGAAGCACGUCAAGCCAACACACAAGGGGACGAGCCGACAGAUCUGGGCUAACCCCAAUUUGACUGGCUCAAUAUUCAGGUAUGCUAUCCAUGCACAAUCCUGCCCUCAGCAUAAGACAAUGAUGAGGACAACCCCUCAAUUGGGUAAAAGGAACACUAUUAUUAUUAUUAUUAUUAUUAUUAUUAUUAUUAUUAUUAUUGCUGAACAUUGCACUUUGAUAUUAUUAUAUUGCCUAUGGUUCAGGACAUUUAGACAAUGAUGACAUCACGUCAAUUAAUGAACAAUGGACUAUCUUUUUUUGGUGACCAACUGUUUUUGUUUGUUGUUUAUUUUUUGAGGGGUUCAGAUCACAGGCAAUAAUAUAUAGUACAUAGAUCCACCCUCCAGGCGACUAGAGAAAACCCUCCCUAUACCACCCCUUCCCUGUGGGCCUGAAAGCAAAAAAAGUAAAAUAAUAUCAAAAUACGUAUACAGCGCCUUCAGAAAGUAUUCACACCCCUUGACGUUUUCCACAUUUUGUUGUGUUACAGCCUGAAUUUAAAAUAGAUAACAUUUAGAUUUAUUUUUUAAAGAAGAAAAAAAAGAUGGAUAUCCUGAAAUGUCUUUCGGCAAUAAGUAUUCAACCCCUUUGUUAUGGCAAGCCUAAAUAAGUUCAAGAGUAAACAUUUGCUUAACAAGUCACAUAAUAAGUUGCAUUGAUCUCACUCUGUGUGCAAUAAUAGUGUUUAACAUGAUUUUUUAAUGACUACUGCAUCUCUGUACACAGAUUCAACCCCAAAGACCAGGAAGGUUUUCCAAUGGUAGAUGGGUUAAAAAAAAUAAAGUAGACAUUGAAUAUCCCUUUGAGCAUGGUGAAGUUAUUACACUUUGGAUGGUGUGUCAAUACACCCAAUGACUACGAAGUGUAACGUAGACGCAGGGAGUCAGGAAGCAGGUGCAGUUAGUGAGUUAAAUAAUAACGAACAUGGAACGAUACAAAACAAGAGAAGUGUCUGACAUGGAAACGCGAACAAUACUACCUGAUGCCUGACAAAACAGAGUGCUAGAUAAAUGGUAAGUAAUGAAGGUAGUAAUGAGGUCCAGGUGUGACUGAUGAUAGGGCACAGGUGUGCGUAAAGAUGGGUUGCCAGGACCGGUGGUUAGUAGACCGGUGAUGUCGAGCGCCGGAGCAGGAGAGCGGGAGUAGACGUACAGUGAGGGAAAAAGUAUUUGAUCCUCUGCUGAUUUUUUACGUUUGCCCACUGACAAAGACAUGAUCAGUCUAUAAUUUUAAUGGUAGGUUUAUUUGAACAGUGAGAGACAGAAUAACAACAAAAAAAUCCAGAAAAACGCAUGUCAAAAAUGUUAUAAAUUGAUUUGCAUUUUAAUGAGGGAAAUAAGUAUUUGACCCCCUCUCAAUCAGAAAGAUUUCUGGCUCCCAGGUGUCUUUUAAACAGGUAAUGAGCUGAGAUUAGGAGUACACUCUUAAAGGGAGUGCUCCUAAUCUCAGCUUGUUACCUGUAUAAAAGACACCUGUCCACAGAAGCAAUCAAUCAAUCAGAUUCCAAACUCUCCACCAUGGCCAAGACCAAAGAGCUCUCCAAGGAUGUCAGGGACAAGGAUGUCAGGGACAAGAUUGUAGACCUACACAAGGCUGGAAUGGGCUACAAGACCAUCGGCAAGCAGCUUGGUGAGAAGGUGACAACAGUUGGUGCGAUUAUUUGCAAAUGGAAGAAACACAAAAUAACUGUCAAUGUCCCUCGGCCUGGGGCUCCAUGCAAGAUCUCACCUCGUGGAGUUACAAUGAUCAUGAGAACGGUGAGGAGUCAGCCCAGAACUACAAGGGAGGAUCUUGUCAAUGAUCUCAAGGCAGCUGGGACCAUAGCCACCAAGAAAACAAUUGGUAACACACUACGCCGUGAAGGACUGAAAUCCUGCAGCGCCCGCAAGGUCCCCCUGCUCAAGAAAGCACAUAUACAGGCCCGUCUGAAGUUUGCCAAUGAACAUCUGAAUGAUUCAGAGGAGAACUGGGUGAAAGUGUUGUGGUCAGAUGAGACCAAAAUUCGAGCUCUUUGGCAUCAACUCAACUUACCGUGUUUGGAGGAGGAGGAAUGCUGCCUAUGACCCCAAGAACACCAUCCCCACCAUCAAACAUGGAGGUGGAAACAUUAUGCUUUGGGGGUGUUUUUCUGCUAAGGGGACAGAACAACUUCACCGCAUCAAAGGGACGAUGGACGGGGACAUGUACCGUCAAAUCUUGGGUGAGAACCUCCUUCCCUCAGCCAGGGCAUUGAAAAUGUGUUGUGGAUGGGUAUUUCAGCAUGACAAUGACCCAAAACACACGGCCAAGGCAACAAAGGAGUGGCUCAAGAAGAGCACAUUAAGGUCCUGGAGUGGCCUAGCCAGUCUCCAGACCUUAAUCCCAUAUAAAAUCUGUGGAGGGAGCUGAAGGUUUGAGUUGCCAAACGUCAGCCUCGAAACCUUAAUGACUUGGAGAAGAUCUGCAAAGAGGAGUGGAACAAAAUCCCCCCUGAGAUGUGUGCAAACCUGGUGGCCAACUACAAGAAACGUCUGACCUCUGUGAUUGCAAACAAGGGUUUUGCCACCAAGUACCAAGUCAUGUUUUGCAGAGGGGUCAAAUACUUAUUUCCCUCAUUAAAAUGCAAAUCAAUUUAUAACAUUUUUGACAUGCGUUUUUCUGGAUUUUUGUUGUUGUUAUUCGGUCUCUCACUGUUCAAAUAAACCUACCAUUAAAAUUAUAGACUGAUCAUGUCUUUGUCAGUGGGCAAACGUACAAAAUCAGCAAGGGAUCAAAUACUUUUUUCCCUCACUGUAACACAAAGAUACAGGCAUCCUUCCUAACUCAGUUGCCAGAGAGGAAGUGAAUUUCACCAUGAGGCCAAUGGUGACUUUAAAACAGUUACAGAGUUGAAUGGCUGUGAUAGGAGAAAUUCCACAAUACUAACCUAACUGAAGAAUUUAGAGAAACAUAAUACCAAUUUGACAGAGCUUGAAGAAUUCUGGAAAGAAUAAUGGGUAAAUGUUGCACAAUCCAGGUGUGGAAAACUCUUAGAGACUUACCCAGAAAGACUCACAGCUGUAAUCAGUACCAAAGGUGCUUCUACAAAGAAUUGACUGAGGGGUGUGAAUACUUAGGUAAAUGAGAUAUUGAUGUAUGUCAUUUUCAAUACAUUUGCUAACAUUUCUAAAAACAUUUCAUCACUUUGUCAUUAUAGGGUAUUGUGUGUAGAUGGGUGAGGAAAAACAUAUAUUUAAUAAAUGUUCAAUUCAGGUUAACACAACAAAAUGUGGAUUAAGACUUACAAAUUACCAAACCCAGUCUCCGGCUUGGAUAACACUGGAUGCCCCUUCGGUCUCCACAGAGUUGGGUAAAGCUGCUUUUAGUGUUCUUGCGCCUUUUAUGUGGAACAACUUACAAUCCAUAGUGUGGUAUCAAAAUGUAUAUGGCAAGGUAAGAGAGACCAGAUAAAAUGAACAAACUUACAAAAGAGGGAAAGACGUAGGAGGACUAUCCGUACCAAACUUUAAAUUGUAUUUCCAGGCACUAGCAUUUAAUCCCAUCCUAAAUUGGUUUAGACAUGAUUCUUCCGCACCUUGGCGAGACAUAUGAUGUCUCCUAUUGCCCUGGAAGAGAUUGUCUUCACUGAUAUAUCCCUUAAAGAAUGUAAACUACACUUUGGUCCUAUUAGUGCUCACACAAUUUCUAUUUGGCGCAAAAUUUAAACAUAAUGUAACUGGGAAUCAAAAUGGCACGGACAUACUCCAUAUUGGAAGGAAUGGCCGGCAGGGAUGUAGCUCAAUGGUAAGAGCAUGGCAGUUUGCAACGCCAGGGUUGGGGUUCGAUUCCCACGGGGGGCCAGUUAUGAAAAAAUAAUAAUGUAUGCAUCACUAACUGUAAGUCGCUCUGGAUAAGAGCGUCUAAAUUACUAAAAAUGUAAAAUGUAAAAAAUACAAUAUUUGCACACAUAUGCCUUGUGUUGGACUGGCCUUUUGCAGCCCCCCAAUGGUCCAAAUUUGGAAUCUGUACCCUUGCCGAUAUCAUGGACAGUAAUGGUUUGAGAACAUUCCAAGAUUUGAAAGACAUACAUAUUCCCCGGCAACUCCUUUUUUCUAUAUUUACAACUUGGGUCAACUAUGCUGGCCUAUGGAGUCCCUUGAGAAACCCAACUUCCAAACCAUCCAAUGAUGGGAUUUAUAAAUAAAUUAUCUGGGCUCCCGAAAGGACUGAUCUCUAUAAUAUAUAAACACUUUUGAAAAGCUCAUAUUCUGAGCUAGUCAUUAAAAAAGUAUGGUCCACAGAUCUAAAUGAAUCUGAACAAACCUUUGACUGUAACAGAAUAUGGGAAAUGACCUUGUCAUCCCGUAAUCCGAACCAUCAAUUUAUACUUUUCAAGUUUGUUCACAGACUGUAUUUAACACCAAGGAACACCAAGGAAACUUGGCCCCAACUGUUCACUGUGUCCCCUAAAUCAGGUAGGCACAUUCCUUCAUAUGUGAAAUGCCCUGCAGUUAUAUGCUUCUGGGACAAAGUUACAAAAUUCAUUUAGAAGUGCAUAUAUGUAAAUAUUCAAUGCUUUGCAUCUACUAUGUUACUUAACGAUGACAGCUCCUUGAAUCUCUCAAUCAAUCAGAGACGAUAACUGCUGGCAGGCAGCACUGCCGCAAAAAAAGAUGUCAAUCACUCGCUCCCAAUUCGCCAGUGGAUACAGUUACUAUUAGAAGUUAUAUUAAUAAUAAUAAUAAUAAUUUAUUAUAUUUGUAAAGCACUUUUCCUUAUACAGAUGAAUCUCAAAGUGCAUAAAAUAAAAAAUUAAAACAAAUAGACAAAAAUGUAAAGUAAAUAAACACAACUAGACAAGGCCUGUUCCCGCCACCCCUCCCCAAAAAUGUCUGACUAUGCAUUAUGAGAUAGUAAAUCAUAAUUUUUUGAUAGUAAGUCAUUAUUAUGAGACAGUAAGUCAUAAUUAUGAGAUAGUAAGUCAUAAUUAUGAGAUAGCAAGUUAUAAUUAUGAGAUAGAAAGUCAUUAUUAUGAAAUAGUAAGUCAUAAUUAUAAGAUAGUAACUCGUUAUGAUGGUAAUUAUUAUGAGAUAUAUACAGUGCCUUCGGAAAGUAUUCAGACCCCUUGACUUUUUCCACAUUUUGUUACGUUAGUCUUAUUCUGAAAUGGAAUAAAUAAAAACAAUUCCUCAGCAAUCUACACACAAUACCCCAUAAUGACUAAGCGAAAAGAGGUUUGUAGAAAUUUUAGCACAUUUAUAAAAAAUAAAAAAACAGAAAAACAUUAUUUACAUAAGUAGUCAGACCCUUUGCUAUGAGACUCGAAAUUUACCUCAGGUGCAUCCUGUUUCCAUUGAUCAUCCUUGAGAUGUUUCUACAACUUGAUUGGAGUCCACCUGUGGUAAAUCCAAUUGAUUGGACAUGAUUUGGAAAGGCACACACCUGUCUAUAUAAGGUCCCACAGUUGACAGUGCAGGUCAGAGCAAAAACCAAGCCAUGAGGUCGAAGGAAUUGUCCGUAGAGCUCCGAGACAGGAUUGUAUCGAGGCACAGAUCUGGGGAAGGGUACCAAAACAUUUCUGCAGCAUUGAAGGUCCCGAAGAACACAGUGGCCUCCAUCAUUCUUAAAUGGAAGAAAUUUGGAACCACCAAGACUCUUCCUAGAGAUGGCCGCCCGGCCAAACUGAGCAAACGGGGGAGAAGGGCCUUGUUCAGGGAGGUGACCAAGAACCCGAUGGUCACUCUGACAGAGCUCUAGAGUUACUCUGUGGAGAUGGGAGAACCUUCCAGAAGGACAACCAUCUCUGCAGCACUCCACCAAUCAUGCCUUUAUGGUAGAGUGGCCAGAUGGAAGACACUCCUCAGUAAAAGGCACAUGACAGCCCGCUUGGUACUACUCUUCAUAUAUUCAAGCACGGUGGUGGCUGCAUCAUGUUAUGGGUAUGCUUGUUAUCGGCAAGGACUAGGGAGUUUUUUGGGAUAAAAAGGAAUGGAAUAGAGCUUAGCACAGAUAAUAUCCUAGAGGGAAACCUGGUUCAGUCUGCGUUCCAACGGACACUGGGAGACAAAUUCACUGGAGUUCCUUACCAAGACGACAUUGAAUGUUCCUGACUUACUUAGUUACAGUUUUGACUUAAAUUGGCUUGAAAAUCUAUGGCAAGACUUGAAAAUGGCUGUCUAGCAAUGAUCAACAACCAACUUGACAGAGCUUGAAGAGUUUUUUAAAGAAUAAUGUGCAAAUAUUGUACAAUCCAGGUGUGCAAAGGUCUUAGAGACUUACCCAGAAAGACUCACAGCUGUAAUCACUGCCAAAGUUAUUCUAACUUGUGUUGACACAGGAGUGUGAAUACUUAUUUAUUUUCAUUUCACUUCACCAAUUUGGACUAAUUUGUGUAUGUCCAUUACAUGAAAUCCAAAUAAAAAUCCAUUUAAAUUACAGGUUGUAAUGCAACAAAAUAGGAAAAACGCCAAGGGGGAUGAAUCCUUUUGCAAGGCACUUUAUAGCUAGCUCAUUGUUGUCCAUUUUAGCCAGGGAGCCUAGGACAACAAAAACUAAAAGCAUAUACUGCAUGACAGAGUCAUAGACUAUUUUGGCAACAUGAAAGAGGAGGAUGGCAUUGGCGUUUCUCUACAAGUAGGGUGAGUCAACAUGUUUUUUCGACUUGUACGCACACUCGCAUGCAUACACACAUACACACAUCAAUCAGAACCAUGGACAGCCACAUCAUAUUUAGCUUACGUUGAUUGGACUAAAUUGUUUUUGGUAUAUUUUAGUUGUCACUAUAUUAGACUAAGCAUAGGUGAUUUGAUGAUGUUGAAUUUGAAAUGGUGCUGGAAUAGUGGAGGCAGCUUCUGUUUUCUUUGCGACUUGCAGUAACUCUCCGUGGUUCUAAAUCCAUAGUUGUUUAGUAGUCCGAAAAUGUCGGCAACAUGAACUUGCUUGACCAUGCUGUUUGUUACAUGCAAAAUGCUUUGUGGACUUCACCAGACAGAUGUUGCUCUCCGGUUUUGUGAUGAAACAAAGGUGUGGUUGAAUUUAUUCUGCCACUGUGUCUUCUUAUUGUCUUGGCCUUUUUCUUCCUUUUCUUUACCCUUACAUACCAAUUUUAUUAUUACUAAAUCCUGUGUGAUCAAUAUGAUAAUUUCUCUGUAUGUAUUUCUUACUUUUCUUUUUCUUUUGAGUGGCACCCCAUGGGUACAUGUUAUAUAAACUGAAUAUUGUGAAUUGAUAUGAAUAUUGUACGUGCAACCCCCCCCCCCCCCCCACCAACAGAAAAUGACAAAACAAAUGAAAACUUGAUCAUGAAAAAAAGAAAGUAGGCUGGCCCUCUUUGAAGUCUCGUAGAUCAAUGCAUUGCGCUCUUUUUGUUUAUAAAGCCCUCUUCCAUAAAGUACCACCUUCUCUGUUAACCUACAGAAAUACAAGCAAUCAGACACGGUCUCAGGGAUGGCUAACUUUGGAGAUCCCAUCAAUCUCGACAGAGUUAGCUAAAUCUGCCUUUAGCUAUUUUCUACCUUGCUUGUGGAAUGGUCUACAGAGUUUGCUGAAAUUGGUUGAAUUGGUGCCUCUGAGGCAGGUCAGACGGCUGUGUGAGGACCUUUUUAAGGAAGAAUGUGUUUGUUUCUUAUGAUUCCUAUGCUUGAUCUUUUUUUUUGUGUGUGUGUUUUUGCUUGCUUAUAUAUUUUGUAUGUUAACUAUGUAUUUUUACUAUGUUUUGUUACUUUGCCCAGGUCAUUGCUGUACAUGACAAUGUAAUCUCAGUCAACUCACCUCGUAAAAUAAGGAAUAAAUAAAACAUAAAAAAUAAAUGACAAUAGUGAUGUCAAUGGCAAAUAUUACCUUUAGCCAAAAUCAUUAAUUUCACACAAGUUAUAAUACUGUUUAUUUUGUUUAUAUCAUUUUUUUACCUUUAUUUUGGUAGGGAAUAAUGUUAGUUUUUUUACUUAUAGGGAAAAACAGAGGCUGGAGGCUGAAUGGCUAGCACUAGAGGUAAGAGUAUCUAUUAAUCACAUAAAAUGAAUUUAUGAUUUGCUUCUAAAUUGGGCUUUAUAGUAUCACCCCUUUCUCAAUGCAUGUUGCAUGAUUAUGUCUUUCACUUUCGGUGCCUGUUGGAUAAAACCGAGGCAAACACUUUGCCACUGCACUUUGUGUUCUGCUAUCUGUCUCUGUGUUAGUUGCCUUUUGGUUAAUAGCUUGCUGACCACUCUCAGUACCAGGCUCUCUCUAAACAUUUCGUUUUUGCUCUCUCUUUUCUUUUCUUUCUCCAUAGGCAGAGGAAGCCAGGAAGAUUGAUGACCUGCAUCAGGCCCAAGAGCUAUACCUUCUGACUCAGACACAAACACAGACACAGACAAAUACACAGACACAACAAGCAACAUUGCCGGCAACCCAGGCAGUGCAGCAGCAGCUGGAUGACAUUUUCGAAGAGAUCUCCACGGAGGAGUUUUCCGUAGAGGCGGUGCGGCCCCAGGACGCAUCCCAGGACGCCUCGCAGGUGGAGGAGAUCCUACGUCUGGAGCGGGAGAUCCAGGAGCUCCAGCGGCAGAAGGAGCAGCAGGAGCUGUCCCUGACCGAGGCCUCCCUCCACCGGCUGCAGACCCUCCGUGACCAGGAGCUGCAGCGCCUGGAGGACGAGGCGUGCAAGGCCGCUCAGCAGUUCUUGGAGUCGCUCAACUUCGACGAGAUUGACGAGUGCGUGCGCAAUAUCGAGUGCUCGCUGGGCAUGGAGGAGGAGGAGAAGAUAGGCGGAGAGAGGGAUGAGGGCGAGGAGGAGGAGGUGGACGAAGGCUUUGGCGCCGACGAUGAGGCAUACAAAGACUCACCCAACCCCAGCGAGCACGGCCACUCGGACGGCCAGCGCACCAGUGGCAUCCGCACCAGCGACGACUCGUCCGAGGAGGACCCGUACGCUAAUGACAGAAUACAGAUCCCACUCCUGCCACCAAAUGUGCUACUCCACCAGCCGCUGCCCCUGCCGCCUCUGCUGCAAGCCUGCCACAGUGCCUCCUCUGGCGGGGACUCGGCCUACUGCCACCCCCAGGUUUCGGAGACCCAGUCCGAGGAUCUGGUCGAGCUCAUUCCUCCGGACGAAGACUCGGACUAUGACCAGGACGACUAUGACGAGGGGGCCAUAGUGUCCAGUGGCAGCAUGGCAUUCUCACAACCCCACAAAGGGCAGUGGUCACCGGACUACCACGGCUCGGUGGGCACCUACAACAGCUCGGGGGCCUAUCGCUUCAGCUCAGAGGGGGCCCAAUCAUCGGUGGGUACUAGCUGUGGGUGACAUCACAACCUAGUUCAGGGAUCGAAGCAAUAAUAUGGUUAAUGGUUUUCAUGAGUAAAAGUGAAACCUAGACAUAUUUGACUUAUGAGUUUGACAUAACAUGUUUACGUUAAACCUCUAUGUCUCUUGUUAUCUCAAUAUUUUUCAAUAUCUCUCUCUUUCUCUCUCUCUCUUUUUCUCUCUCUCUCUCUCUCUCUCUGCUCAGUUUGUGGACAGCGAGGACGACUUCAACAGGUUCGACACGGACGACGAGCUGUCCUACCGACGAGACUCGGUCUACAGCUGUGUCACACUGCCAUACUUCCACAGCUUCCUCCACAUCAAAGGUAACACAUUUUUGUUCUAGCCCAGCACUAACACCCCAAAUUGAUAAACUAGUCACCAAACCCAUGGUUAGUUGAAUCAGGCGUUUGCUUUUCACUGUGUCACACUUUGCCAUUAUUACAAUUAUUUACCACUAGGUUGCACUGCAUGCAUUUGGGAAGAGCACGGCAGUGUUCCUCCAUAUUAGGAAAAUGAGUGCAUGGGGGUCUUUCCAACUCACUGCUCACCAUUAUCCCUCUAUCUCCAUCACACCCUCUCUCUUUAGGGGGUCAGAGGAGCAGAUGCUUGUGCUUGUUGUGACCUUGUCCCUUCAUUCUCACUUUCUUUCUCGCUCUAUGUCCCUCUUUCUCUCAUUCCCUGUCACUUGCCCCUUACACACUCUUUAAUAUUGUAUGAACACAUUAAAUGUUUUGUCCUUACCUUGAAACUCAAUCAUUUGUUCCUGGUUUAUAUUCCAACUAGUUAUUUUGUUCAAGAAUCAAUGGGUAAAUAGCAUUCAUUGAAAUGACCAUUGAACUUUAAUGGAUGUUAAUCUCUUUGACUAUGUUACAGCUGCUCGGUCUUACCUCUACACUUUUAUUUAAUCAUUUCCAAUGCCUAACAUCUCCCCCUCUCUCUCCCUUCUCUACUCCAGGUGGCCUGAUGAACACGUGGAAGCGGCGUUGGUGCGUGCUGAAGGACGAGACCUUCCUGUGGUUCCGCGCUAAGCAGGAGGCCCUGAAGCAGGGCUGGCUCCACAAGAAGGGUGGCGGCUCCUCGACACUGUCACGCCGCAACUGGAAGCGCCGCUGGUUCGUCCUGCGCCAGAGCAAGCUCAUGUACUUCGAGAAAGAUGGCGAGGACAAGAUGAAGGGCAUGCUGGACAUGCAUGCAGCCAAGUAAGGCGUGAACUAUAUAAGGGCCAUGUUAAAAUGCAUCCUUCCUGCUGCCCUUACUUGAGGUAAUCAGUGAUCUUACCUGACAUGAUUAGUGACACAGUGGAAGCCUUGCUCCUAUCAAAUCAUGUUAGAUCAGUGAUUUCCUCAAAGAUCGGAGGGAGGAGGAUACAUUUUAGAGUAUUUAAACAGAAGAAAAUAUUAUAGAAAACUGUCUUUCUUAAUGCCUAUCUGGCUAGUUUGGGUUUUCGUUUCUAGGUUUUAUAUCUGAAGAGAGGGAACUGAUCUAGAUUGAUGUACUUCUAUCUUGCAGAGAGAUUGUGGACAACACUGGCAAGGAGAACGGAAUCGACAUCAUCAUGCCAGAGCGCACCUACCAUCUUAUUGCUGAGACCGCUGAGGAUGCCAGGCAAGUUUAGUGUGUAUGUGUGUGUACAUGUGCAUGGUCAUUAAAUCUAUCUACUAGGAUCAGUUAUUAACCGAGUAGAGACCAAGCCAUUCAACUGCCCCCAUCAAAUCAAAUCAAAUCAAGCUGUAUUUAUACAGCAAAUUUCAGACAUGGAAUGCAACGCAAUGUGCUUCACAGGAAAAAACUAAUACAAAACUAUUAAAACAAAAGCUACAAUAUUUACUACACAACAAGCAUAAGAUAAAAAACAAAAGAGUGACAAAAACUGAACGACUAAAAACCACCCUAAGGAAGAGCAAAGCUAAAAAUAUGUGUUUUAAUGAUCUCUUUUAAAUAUGUCCACAGUUUCGGCCCCCCUCAGGUUCUCUAGCAGGCUAUUCCAGAGGCUGGGGGCACAGUAACUAAACACUCCCUUUCCAUGCCUCUUGGUCCUAGGGUUUGGGAUAGUUAAAAGACCAGUGCCUGAGGGAACUAUUGGGUACAUAACUUGAAAGCAUGUCUGACAUGUAUUGGGGUGCACAAUCGUGGAGUGAUUUAAAAACGAAUAGAAUAAUCUUAAAACUAAUUAUAAAACUCACAGGCAGCCAGUGCAGAGAACUUAAAACUGGUGUAAUGUGUGCUCUCCAUCUGAUCUUGGUAAGUACCCAUGCUGCAGCAUGCCCUAUAUUUUGCAGUUGACCAAUGGCUUUCUUGGGUAGACCAGACAGGAGAGCAUUACAGCAGUCAAGCCUGCUUGUAAUAAAAGCAUGGAUGAGUCUCUCUGUAUCACCCUGGGAGAGAAAUGGCCGCACCUUGGCAAUGUUCCUCAGGUGGUAAAAAGCUAUUUUGGUCACAUUCCUAAUGUGUGAAUGGAAAUUUAGUUAAGAAUCUGAAAUAACACCUAGGUUUUUUACCUGGUGUUUUAUCUUUAUUGCCCGUGAAUUAAAAUGUGCAGCCAGAUUCUCUCUCUGUGCUUUGGCUCCAACAAUAGGUACUUCAGUCUUGUCUUGAUUUAGCUGGAGGAAGUUGUGAGCCAUCCAAGUAUUUAAAUCACUAAUACAGUCCAAUAAUUUAUCCGUAGAGCUAAAAUCCUCUGGUGAAAUGUAAAGUUGUGUAUCGUCUGGGUAGCAGUGAAAAUCAAUGUUGUGCUUUUUGAUAACGCUGCCCAGGGGUAACAUAUAUAAACGGAACAGUAUCAGACCCAAAAUCGAACAUUGUUGACAAAAAAGGGUGACAAAAAAGGGUGACAAAAAACUCUCAACAGGUUAAAUAGGUCCUAAUCCAAUUUAGAACUGGACCUGAGAGGCCAAACCACCUCUCAAGUCUGUCCAGAAGGACAUCAUGGUCAACAGUGUUGAAUGUAGCACUUAAAUCCAAGAGUAAAAGGACAUAGAGCUGUUUGGCAUCUGUGUUGGCUCUAAGAUAAUUCACCACUUUAACUAAGGCUAUAUAUGUGCUGUGGUGGGCAUGAAAACCAGAUUGGAAUGUAAAAAAAAUACAGUUGCCACUUAAAAAACAAUUUAGCUGUUUGAAAUCCAUUUUCUCCAGAAUUUUGCUUAAGAAUGGAUGUUGGAAAUUGGCCGAAACUUGCUAAGAGUUGAAGAAUCUCGAUUACUUUUCUUAAGAAGGGGUUUCACCAAAGCAGUUUUUAGUGCAGUGGGGAAAGUGCCUGUGAACAGGGAGUGAUUAACAAUAGCUUGCACUUCUUCAGAUAUGCAAUUAAAAACUGUUUUGAAGAAGGUGGUAGGGAUAGGAUCGAGAAUUUGUAUUUUAUUAGGAUCCCCAUUAGCUGUUGCAAAAGCAGCAGCUACUCUUCCUGGGGUCCACACAAAACAUGAAACAUGACAUAAUACAGAACAUUAAUAGACAGCUCAAGGACAGAACUACAUAAAUUGUUUUAUUUUUUACAAAAGGCACACAUACAUAUACAUACACACAAACUAUCUAGGUCAAAUAGGUGAGAUGCGUUGUGCCGUGAGGUGUUGCUUUAUCUGUUUUUUGAAACCAGGUUGGCUGUUCACUUGAGCAAUACAUAUAAUACCGUACGCUUUCUUGAAUGUGUUUUGGAUUUGGGGACUGUGGAAAGACCCCUGGUGGCAUGUCUGGUGGGGUAAGUGUGUGUGUCAGAGCUGUGUGUAAGUUGACUAUGCAAUCAAUUUGGGAUUUUCAACACAUUAAUGUUUCUUAUAAAAAGAAGAAGUGAUGCAGUCAGUCUCUCCUCAACUUUUAACCAAGAGAGACUGGCAUGCAUAGUAUUUAUAUAUAUUUAUACCCCUGAUUACAAUGAAGAGCAAGACGUGCCGCUCUGUUCUGGGCCAGCUGCAGCUUAACUAGGUCUUUCCUUGCAGCACUCGACCACACGACUGGACAAUAAUCAAGAUAAGGCAGGUAGAAGGCUUAAAUUGUGAUAUCACUUUCCUGAGCAUGUCUGUGUCAACCAGGGAAAAUAAAUCCUUAGGGCCUUUGCGUGGAAGGCACAAAUCACCAAACUUCUCAUCAGGUCUUGCUUGACUGAUACCCAGCCUAAUGUUGGUUAUAUUAUCUCUGAAAUAUGCCACAAACUCAUCACAUUUAGAUGUGGAGGAAAGUUAGGAUUUAUCAGGCCAUCAGUGAUAGAGAAGAGUACUCUCGAAUUAUUCUGAUUAAUAGUGAUCAAGUUAGAAAAAUUAGCCCAUCUGGCAUUUCUAAAUGCCUUGUUAUACAGUACCAGUCAAAAGUUUGGACACACCUACUCAUUCAAGGGUUUUUCUUAAUUGUAGAAUAGUAGUGAAGACAUCAAAACUAUUAAAUAACACAUAUGGAAUCAUGUGGUAACCAAAAAGUGUUAAACAAAUCAAAAUAUAUUUUAUAUUUGAGUUUCUUCAAAGUAGCCACCCUUUGCCUUGAUGACAGCUUUGCACACUCUUGGCAUUCUCUCAACCAGCUUCCUGUAGCUCAGUUGGUAGAGCAUGGCGCUUGCAACGCCAGGGUUGUGGGUUCGAUUCCCACGGGGGGCCAGUAUGAAACAUUUAUGCACUCAUUAACUGUAAGUCGCGCUGGAUAAGUCUGCUAAAUGACUAAAAUGUAAAAUGUAAUGAGGUAGUCACCUGGAAUGCAUUUCAAUUAACAGCUGUGCCUUGUUAAUGUGUGGAAUUUCUUUCCUUCUUAAUGCGUUUGAGCCAAUCAGUUGUGUUGUGACAAGGUAUACAGAAGAUAGCCCUAUUUGGUAAAAGACCAAGUCCUUAUUAUGGCAAGAACAGCUCAAAUAAGCUAAGAGAAACGACAGUCCAUCAUUACUAUAAGACAUGAAGGUCAGUUAAUCUGGAAAAUUUCAAGAAUUUUGAACGUUUCUUCAAGUGCUGUCGCAAAAACCAUCAAGCGCUAUAAUGGAACUGGCUCUCAUGAGGACCGCCACAGGAAAGGAAGACCCAGAGUUACCUCUGCUGCAGAGGAUAAGUUCAUUAGAGUUACCAGCCUCGGAAAUUGCAGCCCAAAUAAAUGCUUCACAGAGUUCAAGAGGAGACUGCGUGAAUCAGGCCUUCAUGGUUGAAUUGCUGCAAAGAAAUGACUACUAAAGGACACCAAUAAGAAGAAGAGACUUGCUUGGGCCAAGAAACACAAGCAAUGGACAUUAGACCGGUGGAAAUCUGUCCUUUGGUCUGGAGUCCAAAUUGGAGAUUUUUGGUUCCAACCGCCGUGUCUUUGUGAGACGCAGUGUAGGUGAACGGAUGAUCUCCGCAUGUGUAGUUCCCACCGUGAAGCAUGGAGGAGGAGUUGUGAUGGUGUGGGGAUGCUUUGCUGGUGACACUGUCUGUGAUUUAUUUAGAAUUCAAGGCACACUUAACCAGCAUGGCUACCACAGCAUUCUGCAGCGAUACGCCAUCCCAUCUGGUUUGGGCUUAGUGGGACUAUCAUUUGUUUUUCAACAGGACAAUGACCCAACACACCUCCAGGCUGUGUAAGGGCUAUUUUACCAAGAAGGAGAGUGAUGGAGUGCUGCAUCAGAUGACCUGACCUCCACAAUCACCCGACCUCUAACCAAUUGAGAUCGUUUGGGAUGAGUUGGACCUCAGAGGGAAGGAAAAGCAGCCAACAAGUGCUCAGCAUAUGUGGGAACUCCUUCAAGACUGUUGGAAAAGCAUUCCAGGUGAAGCUGGUUGAGAGAAUGCCAAGAGUGUGCAAAGCUGUCAUCAAGGCAAAGGGUGGUUACUUUGAAGAAUGUCAAAUAUAAAAUAUAUUUUGAUUAGUUUAACACCUUUUUGGUUACUACAUGAUUCCAUAUGUGUUAUUUCAUAGUGUUGAUGUCUUCACUAUUAUUUUACAAGGUAGAAAAUAGCAAAAAUAAAGAAAAACCCUUGAAUGAAUAGGUGUGUUGACUGGUACUGUAUGUGCCAAGUUGCUCUCUCAGAAUAUCAUUAUGGACCUGCAAUUUUGACUUUCUCCACUUCCGCUCUGCCUUUCUGCAAUUUCUCUUUAAUUGAUUAGUUUCCUCACUCAUCCAUUUGGAUGUGACCUUUUUCAACUUUACUGGAGCUAUGGCAUCAAUGCUUGCCCUUAAUUUGCUAUUAAAGUUAUCAACUAAAUCAUCACGAGGAAGGCAGAAUAGUUUAUGGAGUAUUGUUCAUACACUCAAUCAAAUCUGCAGAAACUUCAAAGGUAAGAUAGCGUUUCUUAAUAAUGCAUUCAGUAUUACCCUGUGCUAUGGGCAACAAGGUAGUAGAAAAUACACAGUGGUGAUCAGAUAAAGCAACAUCAACAAUAGAGGAUAUGUCAAUAGAAAACCUUGUGGUAAUAACCAGGUCCAGAUAAAGUCCAUAGAGCUCAAAAGCUUCAUAAAUUCAAUGGCCUUGGAGUCAGUCUCUUUGUCAACAUCAAUAUAAAAUUCGCCCAACACAAUGAUUUUAUCAUAGUUCUCAAGUACAAUAGACAAUAGUUCAGAUAAAUCAGUAAAGAAAGUGGUUCAGUGCUUUGGUUGCCUAUACAGGGUUAUGGCCAGCACUGGUGGCUGACAUUUAAACAGUAUAGCAUGAUGCUCAAAAGAUCCAAGUCGCCAAAUGAAAUAUCCUUACAGCUGAGCGCAUUAGUAAAAAUAGAGUCUGUCCCCCAACACUUUUUUUCCCUUUUCUGAUACAGUUUGAAAAGCUGUAGUCUGAGGGGGAGGCUUCAAUAAGAGCGGCACUACAGUCUGAUGACAGCCAUGUUUCAGUGAGAAACAUCCAAUCAACUUUGCGCUCAGUAAUGAGGUCAUUCACGAGAAAGGUUUUAUUAGGUAUUGCUGUAACAUUUAGUGAGAACGGAGCAGAAGACACAUUUCUGUUGUUCUCUGUAACUAAUGGACAAUAAAUAGGUAUUGUAUUGUUGUUGUAUUGUUCCUGUGUGUGGUUUCUGUGGUUCCUAUUGGCUGACACUCUUCUCUGUGUUUUCAGUCAGUGGUUCAGCGUGCUCAGCCAGGUGCACACCUCCACAGAGCAAGAGAUCAGGGAGAUGCACGACGAACAAGCCAACCCCCAGAAUGCAGUGGUGAGUUCUACAGGAAGAAGAGGAGGAUGAUGGGAAUAGAGUUCAAUACGGGAGCUUUGGUUAAACAGUAUGUAAAGGGAAAGCUGGGUAUACAGAAUGCUGGAAGACAGUGUGAGCAGAUGGGGGGAUGGGGUCAGUUUCAGAACAGGUAUUUAGUAUUUAUUAGCUGUUGCUGAGGCAGCGGCUACUCUUCCUGGGGUCCAAACAGGAAACAACACAACAAAUAAUGUGUGUGUGUUUGUGUGUGUGCGUGCAUGUGUGAGCGCGUGUGUGUUUAAACAGUCCCCACAAGAAUAGUAAACACAUUUUUUUUGAUCAACUGGGGACAUUUUGUUGGUCCCCACAAGGUCAAAUGCUAUUUCUAGGGGGUUUAGGGUUAAGGUUAGAAUUAGUGUUAGGGUUAGAAUUAGGUUUAGGGUUAGGAGCUAGGGUUAGUUUUAGGGUUACGAGCUAGGGUUAGGGUUAAGGUUAGGUUUUCGGGUUAAGGUUAGGGUUAAGGUUAGGGUUAGGGUAAGGGAAAAUAGGAUUUUGAAUGGGACUGAAUUGUGUGUCCCCACAAGGUUAGUUGUACAAGACUGUGUGUGCGUGUGCGUGUGCGUGUGCGUGUGCGUGUGUGUGUGUGCAUUUGUGAGUGUGUGUGUGUGGAUGUGGGGAAAUAAUGAAAACAUAGGGAGUUGGAAGAUGGUCAAACUCACAUCAGAAGCCCAAUCACACUGAACCUUAUCUUUUGUGUAAAGUGAGUUUGUGCUCUGACUGGUAGUUGAAGGACAUCUAUUCUCUCUCAUACAAGGGCUCUCUCUCUCUCCUCAGGGAACCCUCGAUGUUGGCUUGAUCGAUUCAGUCUGUGCGUCAGACAACCCUGAACGGUAAGCUUCAGACAAAUCUCCACAUUCACCACAAUCUCAGAUUUAUGUUGCACCUACAGUGGGGUCAAAAAUGAUUGACACCCUUGAUAAAGAUGAGGAAAAAUGACUGUAUAAAAUAAAUAGUUCAAAGACUGAGCUAUAUUGUAUGAAAAAAAAGGCAAAAUAUAAUAUUUUAUACUAAAACAAUUGCUCAGAGAAAGAGAUUUUGUUUAACAAUUAAUACUUUUUUUCUCAAAAAGAUAGGGGUCAAAAUUAUUGACACCCCAGUUUUCAAUACCUUUCAAUACCUCACCUUGCGAGGAUUACGGCACUGAGCCUUUUUCUAUACUGACCAAAAAUAUAAACGCAACAUGUAAAAAGCUUAUUUCUCUCAAAUGUUGUGCACACAUUUGUUUACAUCCCUGUUAGUGAGCAUUUCUCCUUUGCCAAGAUAAUCCAUCCACCUGACAGGUGUGGCAUAUCAAGAAGCUGAUUAAACAGCAUGAUCAUUACACAGGUGCACCUUGUGCUGGGGACAAUGAAAGGCCACUCUAAAAUGUGCAGUUUUGCCACGAAUCACAAUGCCACAGAUGUCUCAAGUUUUGAGCGUGCAAUUGGCAUGCUGACAGCGGGAAUGUCCACCAGAGCUGUUGCCAGAUAAUUUAAUGUAUAUUUUUCUACCAUAAUUUUUCUACAACAUCGCUUUAGAGAAUUUGGCAAUACGUCCAACCGGCCUCAUAACCGCAGACCAAGUUUAACCACGCCAGCCCAGGACCUCCACAUCCAGCUUCUUCACCUGCGGGAUCGUCUGAGACCAGCCACCCGGACAGCUGAUGAAACUGUGUGUUUGCACAACCGAAGAAUGUCUGCACAAACUGUCAGAAACUGUCUCAGGGAAACUCAUUUGCGUGCUCAUCGUCCUCACCAGGGUCUUGACCUGAAUGCAGUUCGGCAUUGUACCUGACUUCAGUGGGCAAAUGCUCACCUUCGAUGGCCACUGGCACGCUGGAGAACUGUGCUCUUCACGGAUGAAUCCCGGUUUCAACUGUAUCGGGCAGAUGGCCGACAGCGUAUAUGGCGUCGUGUGGGCGAGUGGUUUGCUGAUGUCAAUAUUGUGAACAGAGGGUUCCAUGGUGACGGUGGGGUUAUGGUAUGGGCUACGGACAACAAACCCAAUUGCAUUUUAUCUAUGGCAAUUUUAAUGCACCGUGACAAGAUCCUGAGGCCCAUUGUCGUGCCAUUCAUCCGCCGCCAUCACCUCAUGUUUCAGGAUGAUAAUGCAUGGCCACAUGUCACAAGGAUCUGUAGACAAUUCCUGGAAGCUGAAAAUGUCCCAGUUCUUCCAUGGCCUGCAUACUUACUAGACAUGUUACCCCUUGAGCAUGUUUGGGAUGUUCUGGAUCAACUUGUAGGACAGCGUGUUCCAGUUCCCGCCAUUGCACAGGUCACAAUCAACAGCCUGAUCAACUCUAUGCGAAGGAAAUGCAUGAGGCAAAUGGUGGUCACACCAGAUACUGACUGGUUUUCUUAUCCCACGCCCCUACCUAUUUUUUAAGGUUUCUGUGACCAACAGAUGCAAAUCUGUAUUCCCAGUCAUGUGAAAUCCAUAGAUUAGGGCCUCAUUUAUUUAUUUAAAUUGGUCCUCUGUAGCUCAGCUGGUAGAGCACGGCGCUUGUAACGCCAAGGUAGUGGGUUCGAUCCCCGGGACCACCCAUUCACAAAAAAAAUGUAUGCACGCAUGACUGUAAGUCGCUUUGGAUAAAAGCGUCUGCUAAAUGGCAUAUUUAUUUUUAUUUUUUUAUUUAUAAAUUGACUGAUUUCUUUAUGUGAACUGUAACUCAGUAAAAUCUUAGAAAUUGUUGCAUGUUGCGUUUAUAUUUUUUUCAAUGUAAAAUGUUUUAUGAGUUGGAGAACACAUUGGUAGGGAUCUUAGACCAUUCCUCCAUACAGAAUCCUUCCAGAUUCUUGAUAUCCUUCGACUGCCCUCUUCAAUUCAAACCACAGGUUUUCAAUGGGUUUCAAGUUUGGAGACUGAGACGGCCAUUGCAAAAUGUUGCUUUUGUGACCAAUUAACCAGUUCUUUGUGGAUUUUGAUUUGUGCUUAGGGUUAUUGUCUUGCUGGAAGAUCCAACUUUCAGCCUCCUGGCAGAGGCAACCAGCUUUUUGGCUAAAAUGUCCUGGCACUGGGUAAAGUUCAUGAUGCUGUUGACAAGGGCCCCAGGACCAUGGAAGCAAAAUAGCCCCAUAACAUCAAAGAUCCACCACCAUAUUUUACAGUAAGUAUGAGGUACUUUUCUGCUUCUGCAUUCUCAUUUUGAUGGCAAACCCACCACUGGUGUGCAUGGCCAAAUAGCUUUCUUUUCAUGUCAUCUGACCAUAGCACUGGUUCCGAUCCAAGUGCUAAUGCUGUUUAGCAUACUCCAGGCGUUUACAUUUGUUGGAUGACAUGAAAAAUAGAGCUCUUUGGCCACGCACAACAGUGGUGGGUUUUGCGUCUACAUAAGGAUGCAUACGCAGAAAAGAAACCCAUACUGACUGUAAAAUAUGGUGGUGGAUAUUUUAUAUUAUGGGGCUAUUUUGCUUCCACUGGUCCUGGGGCCCUUGUUAAGGUCAACGGCAUCAUUAACUUUACCCAGUACCAGGACAUUUUAGCCAAAAACCUGGUUGCUUCUGCCAGGAGGCUGAAACUUGGCCACAAGUGGAUCUUCUAGCAAGAUAAUAACCCCAAGCACACAUCCAAAUCCACAAAGAACUGGUUAAUUGACCACAAAAUGAACAUUUUGCAAUGGCCAUCUCAACCUGUGGUUUGAAUUGAAGAGGGCAGUCCAUAAGCGCAGACAAAGGAUAUCAAGGAUCUGGAAGGAUUCUGUAUGGUCUAUGAUCCCUCCCAAUGUGUUUUCCAAUCUCAUAAAACAUUUUAGAAAAAGGCUCAGUGCCGUUAACCUCGCAAAGUGAGUUAUUGAACGGUAUUGAAAACAGGGGUGUCAAUAAUUUUGAUCUCUAUCUUUUUGAGAAAUAAGUAUUACUUGUUAAACAAAAUAUUUUUCUCUGAGCAAUUGUAUUAGUAUAAAAUAAUAUAAUUUCGCAAAUGUUUUAAGCAUACAGUAUAGCUCAGGAUUUUAGUUAUUUAUUUUAUACAGUUAUUUUUGCUAAUCUUUAUCUAGUGUGUCAAUAAUUUGGGACCCCACUGUAUAUCGCUAAAUUCCUAAAAGUCAUUGUCAACUAUUAUCCUUUAAAUGUGGGGAAAAUAAAGUAAUUAUAUUUUAUUAUAUUCUGUUCUAUUCUAUUAUUUUCCAUUCUCUACUAUUCUGGUUAUAACAUCUACAGAAAAGACAAAUGCCAAUUGUGGAGGUGUUGCUGUUUAUAGAACCACAUAGAACCACAUUCCUGUAAAGCUUAGAAAGGAUCUCAUGUUAAAUACUGUUGAAGUAAUAUGGCUACAGGUUCAUCUGCCUCACCUAAAGCCCAUUCUUGUGGGAAGCUGCUAAAGACCACCAAAUGCUAACAGUCAGUAUCUGGAUAACAUGUGUGAAAUGUUGAUAAUGUAUGUGAUAUCAACAGAGAGGUAUAUUUUCUGGGUGAUUUAAAUAUUGAUUGGCUUUCAUCAAGCUGCACAGUCAAGAAAAAGCUUCAAACUGUAACCAGUGCCUGCAACCUGGUCCAGGUUAUCAGUCAACCUACCAGGGUAGUUACAAACAGCACAGGAACAAAAUCAUCAACAUGUAUUGAUCACAUCUUUACUAAUGUUGCAGACAUUUGCUUUAAAGCAGUAUCCAAAUCCAUCGGAUGUAGUGAUCACAAGAUAGUAGCCAUAUCUAGGAAAACCAAAGUUCCAAAAGCUGGGCCUAAUAUACACUAUAUAAGAUGUCGUACAAUACGUUUUGUAGUGAUUCCUAUGUUGUUGAUGUAAAUAAUAUUUGUUGGUCUGUGGUGUGUAAUGAGUAGCAACCAGAUGCUGCACUUUACACAUUUAUGAAAUUGUUUAUUCCAGUUACUAAUGCACACACUAAGAAAAUGACUGGAAAAACUGUUAAAUCCCCAUGGAUUGAUGAGGAAUUGAAAAAUCGUAUGGUUGAGAGGGAUGUGGCAAAGGGAAUGGCAAAUAAGUCUGGCUGCACAACCGAUUGGCAAACGUACUGCAAAUUGAGAAAUCAUGUCACUAAACUGAAUAAAAAGAUAAGGAAACCAUACUAUGAAUCAAAGAUAAAUGAUACAGUGGCUUGCGAAAGUAUUCACCCCCCUUGGCAUUUUUCCUAUUUUGUUGCCUUACAACCUGGAAUUAAAAUUGAUUUUUUUGGGGUUUGUAUCAUUUGAUUUACACAACAUGCCUACCACGUUGAAGAUGCAAAAUAUUUUUUAUUGUGAAACAAACAAGAAAUAAGACAAAAAAACAGAAAACUUGAGCGUGCAUAACUAUUCACCCCCACCCCAAAGUCAAUACUUUGUAGAGCCACCUUUUGCAGCAAUUACAACUGCAAGUCUCUUGGGGUAUGUUUCUAUAAGCUUGGCACAUCUAGCCACUGGGAUUUUUGCCCAAUCUUCAAAGCAAAACUGCUCCAGCUCCUUAAAGUUGGAUGGGUUCCGCUGGUGUACAGCAAUCUUUAAGUCAUACCACAGAUUCUCAAUUGGAUUGAGGUCUGGGCUUUGACUAGGCCAUUCCAAGACAUUUAAAUGUUUCCCCUUAAACCACUCAAGUGUUGCUUUAGGAUCAUUGUCCUGCUGGAAGGUAAACCUCCGUCCCAGUCUCAAAUCUCUGGAAGACUGAAACAGGUUUCCCUCAAGAAUGUUCCUGUAUUUAGCGCCAUCCAUCAUUCCUUCAAUUCUGACCAGUUUCCCAGUCCCUGCUGAUGAAAAACAUCCCCACAGCAUGAUGCUGCCAUCACCAUGCUUCACUGUGGGAAUGGUGUUCUCGGGGUGAUAAGAUGUGUUGGGUUUGCGCCAGACAUAGCGUUUUCCUUGAUGGCCAAAAAGCUCAAUUUUAGUCUCAUCUGACCAGAGUACCUUCUUCCAUAUGUUUGGGGAGUCUCCCACAUGCCUUUUGGUGAACACCAAACGUGUUUGCUUCUUUUUUUCUUAAAGCAAUGGCUUUUUUCUGGCCACUCUUCCGUAAAGCCCAGCUCUGUGGAGUGUACAGCUUAAAAUGGUCCUAUGGACAGAUACUCCAAUCUCCGCUGUGGAGCUUUGCAGCUCCUUCAGGGUUAUCUUUGGUCUCUUUGUUGCCUCUCUGAAUGACAGUAAAAAGCUUUGGAGCACAUUAAAUGAAAUUUUGGGCAAAAGGGCAAACUUUGCUUUGCUUUAUCUUGGCCAGGUCGCAGUUGUAAAUGAGAACUUGUUCUCAACUGGCUUACCUGGUUAAAUAAAGGUGAAAUAAAUAAAUAAAUAAAAACAAAACCCACAGAUAUUGCCAAUUACUUUCAUGAUUUUUUCAUUGGCAAGAUUAGCAAACUUUGGCAUGACAUGCCAGCAAUAAACGCUGACAUCCAAUUAUAACUGACCAAAUUAUGAAAGACAAGCAUUGUAAUUUUUAAUUCCGUAAAGUGAGUGUGGAAGCGGUGAAAAAAGUAUUGUUGUCUAUCAACUAUGACAAGCCACUGGGGUCUGACAACUUGGAUGGAAAAUUACUGAGGAUAAUUGCGGACGAUAUUGCCACUUCUAUUUGCCAUAUCUUCAAUCUAAGCCUACUAGAAAGUGUGUGCCCUCAUGCCUUGAGGGAAGCAAAAGUCAUUCCGCUACCCAAGAAUAGUAAAGCUUCCUUUACUGGCUCAAAUACCUGACCAAUCAGCCUGUUACCAACCCUUAGUAUAGUAAACUAUUGAAGUCUUACUUUUGUUAGACUUCAAUGUGGCUUUUGACAUUAUCGAUCAUAGUCUGCUGAUGGAAAAACAUAUGUGUUAUGGUUUUACACCCCCUGCUAUAUUGUGGAUAAAUAGUUACCUGUCUAACAGAACACAGAGGGGUGUUAAGGUCUAUAUAUGCGGAUGACUCAACACUAUACACGUUAACUACUACAGUGAGUGAAAUCACUGCAACACUUAACAAAGAGCUGCAGUUAGUUUCAGAAUGGGUGGCAAGGAAUAAGUUAGUCCUAAAUAUUUUAAAAACGAAAAGCAUUGUAUUUGGGGCAAAUCAUUCACUUAUCCCUAAACCUCAACUAAGUCUUGUAAUAAAUAAUGUGGAAAUUAAGAACGUUGAGGUGACUAAACUGCUUGUAGUAAGCCUGGAUUGUAAACUGUCAUGGUCAAAACAUGUUGAUACAACAGUAGCUAAGAUGGGGAGAAGUCUGUCCAUAAUAAAGCGCUGCUCUGCCUUUUUAACAACAAUAUCAACAAGGCAGGUCCUACAGGCCCUAGUUUUGUCGCACCUGGACUACUGUUGGCUCAGAACAGGGCAGCACGGCUGGCCCUUAAAUGUACACAGAGAGCUAACAUUAAUAAUAUGCAUGUCAAUCUCUCAUGGCUCAAUGUGGAGAAGAGAUUGACUUCAUCACUACUUGUUUUUGUAAGAAGUGUUGAUGUGCUGAAUGCACCGAGGUGUCUGUUUAAACUACUAGCACACAGCUCGGACACCCAUACAUACCCCACAAGACAUGCCACCAGAGGUCUCUUCACAGUCCCCAAGUCAAGAACAGACUAUUGGAGGUGAACAGUACUACAUAGAGCAAUGGCUACAUGGAACUCUAUUCCACAUCAGGUAACUGAUGCAAGCAGUAGAAUCAGAUUUAAAAAGCAGAUAAAAAUAAACCUUAUGGAACAGCGGGGACUGCAAAGAGACACACACAGGCACUGACACACAUAGACAUGAUAAGACACACACUCUACACACACAUACACAUGGAUUUUGUAUUGUAGAUAUGUGGUAGUAGAGUAGUGGCCCGAGGGAACACAAUUAAUGUGUUGUGAAAAGUGUUAUUAAAUGUAAUGUCAUGUAAUUUUUUAAAUUGCAUAUAACUGCCUUAAUGUUGCUGGACCCCAGGAAGAGUAGCUGCUGCCUUGACAGCAGCUAAUGGGGAUCCUUAAUAAAUACAAAUACAAAGAUACAUUAAAAUAAACAUAGUUGAACUAAAUCUACAACUCCACUCCUCUCCCUUCCCAGGCCCAACUCAUUUGUGAUGAUCACAGCUAACAGGGUGUUACACUGCAAUGCCGACACUCCUGAAGAGAUGCACCACUGGAUAACGUUGCUACAACGUUCCAAAGGAGACGCACGUGUGGAGGGACAGGAGUUCAUCAUCAGAGGUCCGACAUUAUGUUAUUAUAUUAUGUUACAGCAUUUCAGAUCAGAUUGUUAUAUUAUAUUAUGCUACAACUUUAGAGAUACAUUUCGGUUGAUAUUUGAUUUUGAUUGAGUUGUAAAAUGGUCCAAAUAUCUCCCUCGUUAGGCUGGCUCCACAAGGAGAUGAAGAACAGCAGCAGAGCCUCUCUGAAGCUGAAGAAGCGCUGGUUCCUACUCACCCACAACUCCCUGGACUACUAUAAAAGCUCGGAGCGCAACGCCCUCAAGCUGGGCACCCUGGUGCUCAACAGCCUGUGCUCAGUGGUGCAGCCUGACGAGAAGGUCUUCAAGGAGACAGGUUAGAACUGGAUUAGCUACAUAUACCUUUUUCACACUACUGAGCUGAGCCGAGCUGUAUUGCACUUUGCUGGCUUGGUUACCCAUCCACGUGAUUGCCUUUUCACACUACUGAGUUGAGCCAAGCUGUAUUUUACUGUGCUGGCCUGGUUUCACACGCACCUGAUAAAGUUUUCACACUACGAGCUAAGCCGAGCUGUAUUGUACUUUUCUGGCUUGGUUACACGUCCAGGUGAUACCCUUUUCACACUACUGAGCUGAGCCAAGUCAAGCCAAGCUGUACGGUGCUGGCUUAGUUACGCAUUUCAUCAUAGUUGUGCGAACCUUGCUAGAAAGGACUAUGUGAAAAGAGAAUAUCCGAGCCAGGACAGUACGAUUCGGGGAAGAAUGUGUGAAAGAUAGCUUAAUGAAACUGGUAAGGGAUGGUUGGGUGGUAAUACAAUGGGUGCGUCUGUAGGAACACAAGGUGAGAGGAGUGUAACCUUUGACCAAUUUAUUUUAAACAGGUAUGUCUUCUUGGUAUUGAUCUUUUAGGCUUCGAUGUUGGUAAAGGAAGAUGGUAUGGAUGUAAGGAUGAAAGUUGGAUGUAUGGAUGGUUUCUAGGAAAUAAAACAUAUAAAGAAUGCAUAUCUGAUUCAGUACAACAAUAUAAGGAUAAGUAGAUACUCAAGAACAAAGGACUGUAUAAGAGGAUAAGGCUAAUGGCUAACAAACUAGGCAGUGGUUGGUAAAAUGGUGGUUUCCUGUUCUACCUGAUAAUUAAUUGCACACACCUGGUGUCCCAUGUCUAAAUCAGUCCCUGAUUAGAGGGGAACAAUGAAAAAUGCAGUGGAACUGGCUUCGAGAUCCAGAGUUGAGUUUGAGGGCUCUAAACCACAUCAGAUACAUAUGUAAAAGGAAAGAGGACAAACGUAAUCAAUAACGCAUCCAGGUGAAACUGGAAAUAAACUAUAAACUAUCACAAAACUAUAAACUAUAAACUAUCACAAAACACUUCUCUCAGUCCAUGUGGUAGCCACACUGAUUAGGAUACAGGUGUGCUGAGGGAGGAAGUCCCGUCCCUGCAGGGCCUUUUUCUUCUGGGUUUUGUUUGUUUUGUUUGUUUUAUUUUAUUUUGUAUAAAAAAUGCUUGGAGAGUCUGGAAGUGGGUGGGAAUUUUCUAAAAUGAGAGUGAAAGUGUGAAAACACAAUGAUAUGUCGUAAUAGCUAAAUUGGUAGAGCAUGGCGCUUGUAACACCAGGGUAGUGGGUUCGAUCCCCGGGACCACCCAUACGUAAAAAUUUAUGCACACAUGACUGUAAGUCGCUUUGGAUAAAAGCGUCUGCUAAAUGGCUUAUUAUUAUUAUUAUUAUUAUUAUAUGUAGUCAUGGAAAUGCUGCUAUUAUCUCAUACUAACAAGAUCACUGUAGAAAAGGCCUUCAUAUUUAGAUUUCCCUAUGCACCCCUAGUUUGUCCCUUUUAGUUAGAAUAACCGACAGCUCAUCAGUCGAAUCACCCCUAACUUUCUGUCCAAUCAGAGAUGUUCUUUUUAACCUGCUCGUUUCAGGUCCCGCCUCCAGUCAGUGAGUUUUUACAUUUUUACAUUUUUAGUCAUUUAGCAGACGCUCUUAUCCAGAGCGACUUACAGUUAGUGAAUACAUAUUUUUUUAUACUGGCCCCCCGUGGGAAUCGAACCCACAACCCUGGCAUUGCAAACGCCAUGCUCUAUCAACUGAGCUACAUCCCUGCCGGCCAUUCCCUCCCCUACCCUGGACGACGCUGGGCCAAUUGUGCGCCGCCCAUGAGUCUCCCGGUCGCGGCCGGCUGCGACAGAGCCUGGAUUCGAACCAGGAUCUCUAGUGGCACAGUUAGCACUGCGAUGCAGUGCCUUAGACCACUGCGCCACUUGCGGUGAAGACAGAUAAUUGACAGUUUGUGAGUUCGCCACAGAAGUAACAAGAAAACAAGUUGCAGCAUGGUUAACUGUAUUUGUGCGUGCAUCUAAAAGCAGUGUAGUGGUGCCUGGAGAAGUGGGUAUACUCAAAUUUUGCCAAAAAUGUCCCAAACGGCCCACCCGGUGAAGGAAAGUUUCCCUGUGUGAAAGAUUCUAUGAGAAACAAUGACACACUGUGAAUUACCUAAAAUGAUAAAUCCCAUAUUGGUCUUUCACAGUCAGACCAACCCAAGCUGUACUGUACAAGUAGGAUAAUAGUAGGCCUACUAUUGAAACAGAUAAAUUAGGCUGUCAACUGAGUCAGAAAUUCACAGGUUUCAGAUCCUUUCCCUUUUUUUCAGGUUUUUGCUCUUGAAGUCACACUUUUUUAAAUAGUAAAACAACAAAAUUGGAUGUAAGUCCAUAACAAUGCUUAAACCACAUCAGGAGACCACUGAGAAAAAAAGAAAUUCUGAUUUCUUUAAUGUAGUUAGCCUUUAAUUCAAGUGUACAGGCACCUAGCACUGUUGUUUGGUUAAAGGUGUUUCUAUUGGAGUUUGCAAAACAAAUGGUCUCUGGAUUGUUGCAAAUAAUCAUGAUAUCAUUCUGCCAGUUAGGCAUAGGCUAGUUAACAUUUCAUUCUUAAAAGCCAUUGGACGGGGGCUUUUAAUGUUUGUCCUUUAUCUAGGAGACAUAAGAACCGCUCAUAUUAUAUUUUUUGUUUUCUUUUACACAUUUGACCCCUUUUUUGGGUAGGCACAAAACUGCCUUCAUACUUCCCGUGACAGUUGUGGGGGUCGUAGAGAAAAACGGAGAACUCCAUCGUAUUCCCUUUCCACAGUGGGGUCUCAUUAGUUUGUAGCCCAAACAGUUCGGACGCUAAAAACAGAAGUUGCCACAUCGACGGUACCGACUUCAGACGAGUCCCCUGACACUUGUGGGGGUCGUAGAGCAAAACGGAGAGUCUCCCCUUUCCAUAGAGUGGUCAUAAUAGUUUGUGGGUCAAACCGUUCACAGACGUUUUUCGCGAGAAGACCGAUUUUCGGGAUGUCUCAUGGUCUGACAUACACAUAGCUCUGCCACCUUUCACCGCAGAUGCAGAAGUGCGAUGGAUUGAGAUGCAUCCAAUGCAAAAAAAAAAGAUAUCUGUAGCUUAAACUGACGGAUGCGUCAAUCGGGUUAAUUGAGAAGGUUAUUGGGAAAGCCUUUCCAUCUUCCAGAGUAUGGUUAGGUCUAUCAUUAGCAUCGCUAUAUAUGAAACCUGAUGUUUUACUUCAUAUUAUGAGGCAUAUCUUACCUUGCUUCAAAGUCGCCUAUAGCCAAAGUCCCACCAUGGAAACGUGGAGGCAAUUAUUUUAUAAAUACUUCCUCACUUCCUCCAGUUCUAUUGGUUUUCUUUCAUUGUCUAGCUGCGAAAGGCAUUAUCCUAGUCAUAUUAUCAAUCCAUGAUAGUUGUUGUAUCUUUAAUCUUCCCCUAUUUCUAAAUUUCUACCGGAUAUUUCCAUCUCUGACCAUGAAACCGCUCGCAUAAGUGGUGCACAUUUUAAAAAGGUGUUUUCCCGCAAAUUGAAUUUUGGAACAUUGGCACGUAGGCCUACUGCCGUGUGCACUUUGCUGUGCCUAAAAUGUGAAGAAAUAAUAGUUUAUCAAUAAUAUCAGCUAAACAUUCUGAUGUGUGCCAUCAGCCUUACUAAUUGAUACAGCGUAUACUUCCACUACACUACUUUGAUACGCAUUGUGGGGAUUAAGAAGUGAGUAUAUGCAAUGCUCACUGAAAAAUACACUAUAUAUACAAAAGUAUGUGGACACCCUUUCAAAUGAGUGGAUUCGGCUAUUUCAACCACACCCGUUGCUGACAGUGUAUAAAAUCGAGCACACAGCCAUGCAAUCUCCAUAGACAAACAUUGGCAGUAGAAUGGCCUUACUGAAGAGCUCAGUGACUUUCAACGUGGCACUGUCAUAUGAUGCCACCUUUCCAACAGGUCAGUUCAUACAAUUUUUGCCCUGCUAGAGCUGCCCCGGUCAGCUGUAAGUGCUGUUAUUGUUAAGUGGAAACUGCUAGGAGCAACAACGGCUCAGCCGCGAAGCGGUAGACCACAUAAGCUCACAGUACGGGACCGCCGAGUGCUGAAGCGCGUUGCGCAUAAAAAUCUUAGUUUUUUAAACAGGACAAAUCUGAGGGGACACGUGCCCCUGUGCCCCCUAUGGGCCUCUGUCCUCUUGCUAGGUGAACAUGAAUUAAAGUGUAACUACACCUAAAAAUCUCAAUUUCUCUGAUUUUUCCCAGACCUCAAAAGUGGUCUCCUGAUGUGGUUUAAGCAUUGUUGUGGACUUCCAAAUGAGUCUAUGUAACAUCAGAAGGAUAUAAUACUUAAGACUGAUAUAACCCUUUAAUUUAUUCAAUUAGUUUUACAUUUAUUUUUCAAGAUAACCUUACUUAAUUGUUCUGUUUUAAUAAAAUACAUAAUUUGAAGAACAAAUAUCAUUGUGGCAAUUCAUAUCUUGACUCUAAUCUCAAUCGAAGACAGGUUUAAUGUUAAAAAAUGAUUAAUGUUGAUCUUACUUAGAAAAUAAUCCUGAUCAUAUAGGCCUGAAUCUAGAUGAUAUCCAAAACAACUAACAAUACACUGAAUUCAUACAUUUUCAGUAAAUGUAAUUGUAAUUUUAAAUCUUUUAAUUUCCCAGGUUACUGGAACGUCACAGUUUACGGCCGGAAGCACUCGUACCGUCUCUACACCAAGCUGCUGAACGAGUCCACCCGCUGGGCCAGCGCCAUGCAGAACGUCAUCGACACCAAGGCCCCCAUCAACACUCCCACCCAGAAGCUCAUCCAGGACAUCAAGGUAAGGGAAGCGGAGCAAUCUCUAAAUCUGUCACAUUGUACAAAAAAGCUCUCAGUUCAUGACAAAACUAAGUCACUCUGCAAACAUCCAAGUGCAAAAUAGGAAUGUCUAUGAGAGCAAUGAUUAUGUGUAUUUAAAUAAUAGUGAUAGAUUUAUUGCGGGAAAUAAUUAGAUUGAAGCGUCCUUUACUCCUUUCCGAUGUGAUUCUCAUGUCAUUUUGUAUCCAUAGGAGAACUGUCUGAACUCCGAGGUGGUGGAGCAAAUCUAUAAGAGGAACCCCAUCCUGCGCUACAGUCACCACCCGCUCCACUCGCCACUGCUGCCUCUGCCCUACGGAGACAUCCACAUCAGCUGUAAGAUCGUACACUAUGCUCCUUUCAUUAUGCACCCCCUCCCUCCCUCACCAACAUCCCCAACUGAUAGCAACCUCUUUCUUUCCCUCUGCAUGCACACACGUCUCUCUCUCUCUUCUCUCACACACAUACACUCUUUUUCUUUCUCUCUCUCUCUCUCUCGCUCUCGCUCUCUCACUUUUCACCAACUGACAAUAACCUCUUCCCUCUCCCCUCCACAGCCUUGAAAAACUAGGGCCACGCACAAACACACACACACACACACUCUCUUUCACUCACACACACACACACACACACACACUCACUCACACACACACACACACACACACACACACACACACACACACACUAUAAGUACAUUAGACAUGUCCUGUUUUGAAAAUAUUGAGUUAAUAUCUAUAAUUGUCGCAUUCCUACCCCCUUUCCCCUCUGCAGCCCUGAGGAACAAGGGCUACACGACGCUCCAGGAUGAGGCACUCAAGAUGUUCAACUCGCUGCAGCACCUGGAGGGUGUUACCGACCCCAUGCCCAUCAUCCAGGGCGUGCUGCAGACGGGCCAGGAGCUGAGGCCCCUGAAGGAUGAGCUCUACUGCCAGCUGGUCAAACAGACCACGCGCCCCCCACAGCCCUGCAGCCCUGGGAACCUGUGCAGCUGGAGGAUCCUGGCAUGCAUGUGCUGCACGUUCAUGCCGUCGCGCGGAAUCCUCAAGUACCUCAAGUUCCACUUCAAGAGGUGAGAGGGCCCGGUGUUGUACCAAAUAUGAAAUGUGGUCAGUCUUGAAUUCUGUUGCACGAUACAUAAGAAGGAUCAGAGUGUAAAUGGUUCUGAUAGCUUUGGAGUUGUGGGCCACACAUGCUGGGUAUUUUUGAUAGCUGAUUGUAAAACGCUUCGCAUAAAACCAUCUGCUAAAUGACCAGUAGCACUUUAUAUGAAGGGGGUAAACCCUUAUUGGAACAAGUCAUAACAUCUUUAUGAGUGUUGCAAAAUUAUUCAUAUCAACCGUCAUAACACAUUUAUCUAACAUCAUUCAUAAGACAUUUUUAAAUAAAAGUCCCUUCGAAGAGUCGAAGUCAUCAGUACAACGGAAAUUCAUGUUUUUACUGUCACAGUAGCCAACCCCCUGACACUCUCUUUACGCAACAGUCUGGGAGCACCGGCUAAGCCUCAGAGUAUUACCCAGGUAGCAUUUUGGGGUUUAUAUGCCUUGCUCAAGGCCACAAUGGCAUUAAGGCUGAGGUGUCAAACUCCUGGAGGGCCAUGGGUCUUGCUGGUUUUUGUUAUCUCCUUAAAAUUAUUUUCCAAUAAAGACCUAAACAAUCAGGUGAGUGGAGUUCCUAACUAAUCAAUGACCUUAAUUGAUCAAUCAAGUACAAGGUAGGAGUGAAAACUUGCAAGACACAGCCCUCCAGAAAUUGAGUUUGACCUCCCUACCUUAGGGGUUGGAAUCAGACCUGGGUGUAAAUAGUGUAUUUCAAAUUCAAUAGUGCUUCUCAAACCUCUCCUCGGGGGGCCCCCAGAUGUUUCACAGUUUUGUUGUAACCUCAAACUAGCACACCUGAUUCAAUUAGGUAAGGGCUUUAUGAUUAGUUGACUAGUUGAAUCAGGUUUGCCAGCUCUGGAAUAGUUAAAAUACGUCUGGGGGUUCCUGAGGAGAGGUUUGAGAAAGGCUGCUCUAACUAUCUGUGCUUGAUUAUUGAGCUUGCCUGGCACAAUGGAACCAUUGGAAUAGUCCCAAAAGUACUAUUUGAUCCCUGGUCUGGAUGGCACCAGAGCAACUGAUGUCAUUGUAACAUGUUGAGACCUGAUGUUAAUGCCUUGGCUUUAGCUCAGCAGAGGCUAAGACAGUCUUGUGGUGUGUAGGACUAACCCAGUCAGUAACACCAACAACCAUCAGGCUCACUCCCAUUAUAUUUUUCUACUAGAAUUACUUGUAAUAUUGCAAUGAAAAAAUGACUUUUAUUUUGAAGGUUCCUUAUGAAUGAUGUUGAAUAAAUGUGUUAUGAAGGUUGUUAUGAAUGAUACCGCUGCAUUCACAAAGGGGUCAUGAAUAGUUUCAUGAAGGUGUUAUGAGGGCAUUAUGUAUACCCCCUUCAUAUAAAGUGUUACCAAAUGACCAUGUCAUAUUCAUAGACAUAAAAUAUGGUGGCAGCUAGCAUGUCAUGUAGAAUUCACAUCUGGUAAAGCACAUCCUGAAAUUGUUAUUUCCAGUUCAUGAAAGUAAUACUCCAUUAGUAUCAGAGAGACUGAAAACUCAACAAAAGCACCAGCAUAACAGGGCUUCCCCUCUGUUUCUCCUCCAGGACUCGAGAGCUCUUCCCGGGCACGGAGAUAGAACGCUACGCCUCGUUCAGCCUGGACUCCCUGAGGAAGACGCGUGGCCGGGAGUACGUGCCCUCCCUGGAGGAGAUCCGGGCGGUGGUGGCGCGCCAGGAUAUGACCACCACAGUGUACUGCCAUGGCGGAGGCUCCUGCAAAAUCACAAUCAACUCUCACACCACCGCCGGAGAGGUGAGAGCCGGGGGGGAAACAAGUUGGGAGUUUAGGGUUGUGGUGAUCCAAAGGCAAUGGUGAUGGGUAACGGACUGCAAUAACCUUAAACAAAAUAUGACAUAUACAGUUCCUUGCAAAGGUAUUCAUCCCCCUUGGCGUUUUUCCUAUUUUGUUGCAUUACAACCUGUCAUUUAAAUGGAUUUUUAUUUGGAUUUCAUGUAAUGGACAUACACAAAAUAGUCCAAAUUGGUGAAGUGAAAUGAAAAAAAUAACAUGUUUCAAAAAAUUCAAAAAAAUAAAUAAUGGAAAAGUGGUGCGUGCAUAUAUAUUCACCUCCUUUGCUAUGAAGCCCCAUAAUACCAAAUUUACCCAAUUACCUUCAGAAGUCACAUAAUUAGUUAAAUAAAGUCCACCUGUGUGCAAUCUAAGUGUCACAUGAUCUGUCACAUGAUCUCAGUAUAUAUACACCUGUUCUGAAAGGCCACAGAGUCUGCAACACCACUAAGCAAGGGGCACCACCAAGCAAGCGGCACCAUGAAGACCAAGGAGCUCUCCAAACAGGUCAGGGACAAAGUUGUGGAGAAGUACAGAUCAGGGUUGGGUUAUAAAAAAAUAUCCAAAACUUUGAACAUCCCACGGAGCACCAUUAAAUCCAUUAUUUAAAGAAAUGAAAGAAUAUGGCACCACAACAAACCUGCCGCCAAGAGAGGGCCGCCCACCAAAACUCACGGACCAGGCAAGGAGGGCAUUAAUCAGAGAGGCAACAAAGAGACCAAAGAUAACCCUGAAGGAGCUGCAAAGCUCCACAGCGGAGAUUGGAGUAUUUGUCCAUAGGACCACUUUAAGCCGUACACUCCACAGAGCUGGGCUUUACGGAAGAGUGGCCAGAAAAAAGCCAUUGCUUAAAGAAAAAAAUAAGCAAAUACGUUUGGUGUUCGCCAAAAGCCAUGUGGGAGACUCCCCAAACAUAUGGAAGAAGGUACUCUGGUCAGAUGAGACUCAAAUUGAGCUUUUUGGCCAUCAAGGAAAACACUAUGUCUGGCGCAAACCCAACACCUCUCAUCACCCCGAGAACACCAUGAAGCAUGGUGGUGGCAGCAUCAUGCUGUUUUUCAUCAGCAGGGACUGUGAAACUGGUCAGAUUUGAAUGAAUGAUGGAUGGCGCUAAAUACAGGGAAAUUCUUGAGGGAAACCUGUUUCAGUCUUCCAGAGAUUUGAAACUGGGGUUCACCUUCCAGCAGGACAAUUUACAUUUACAUUUUAGUCAUUUAGCAGACGCUCUUAUCCAGUGCGACUUACAUGAGCAAUUAGGGUUAAGUGCCUUGCUCAAGGGCACAUCGACAGAUUUUUCACCUAGUUGGCUCGGGGAUUAGAACCAGCGACCUUUCGGUUACUGGCACAACGCUCUUAACCACUAAGCUACCUGCCGCCCUACAAUGACCCUAACCAUACUGCUAAAGCAACACUCGAGUGGUUUAAGGGGAAACAUUUAAAUGUCUUGGAAUGGCCUAGUCAAUGCCCCAAGAUUUCUGUACACCAGCGGAACCCAUCCAACUUGAAGGAGUUGGAGCAGUUUUGCCUUGAAGAUUGGGCAAAAAAUCCCAGUGGCUAGAUGUGCCAAGCUUAUAGAGACAUACCCCAAGAGACUUGCAGCUGUAAUUGCUGCAAAAGGUGGCACUACAAAGUAUUGACUUUCGGGGGGGUGAAUAGUUAUGCACGCUCAAGUUUUCAGUUUUUUUGUCUUAUGUCUUGUUUGUUUCACAAUAAAAAAUAUUUUGCAUCUUCAAAGUGGUAGGCAUGUUGUGUAAAUCAAAUGAUACAAACCCCCAAAAAAUCAAUUUUAUUCCAGGUUGUAAGGCAACAAAAUAGGAAAAAUGCCAAGGGGGGUGAAUACUUUCGCAAGCCCCUAUACUACUAUGUGUCUACAGUGUGCUGUAUACGGGAGGUAAAUGGUUGCAAGUUAGCUGAAGAUAACCGCCGUAAAAUGCCAAAAGUGAACUUUUUUGACUUCAUACAUUUGUUUUAUUGCUUACUUCAACAUUUUCUUUACCGCAGAAAUAGUUCACUCACUAAGUAGUUGAUAACUGUGUGUGUCCCAGGUGGUGGAGAAGCUGAUACGGGGCUUGGCCAUGGAGGACAGCAGGAACAUGUUCGCCCUGUUUGAGCACAAUGACACCACUGACAAAGCCAUUGAGAGCCGUACAGUGGUGGCUGACGUCCUUGCCAAGUUUGAAAAGUAAGUGUGUGUGUGUGUGUGUGUGUGUGUGUGUGUGUGUGUGUGUGUGUGUGUGUGUGUGUGUGUCAGUGACGUGCGGUGAGGUCGGUGGCUGAGUAGGCACAGGCUAUUAUCAAAGCCAGAUUUACUCACAAAUAAACCUUGAUGAAGCCCAAGUUCACCAUACAACAGAUAGCUCCAACAAUCAGAGUGACAUAGGCUAUCAACCGAAAUUAACAAAAAUGUUCACCAAAUGUAGACCUAAAUACCAAUGUAGCCUCCGAAGGCCGCAUAUUUCAUAUCAUCCGACAAAAUGACACUGCUCAACUCAACUCAGCAAUAGAUGGAUUGGUUGUUUAGCAACAAAACCAACGCGUUCGCAACUACGGGGCAAAACAGACAGGGUUGGCUUAGAUUGUUGACAACAUGUAAACUAUAUUGUCUCCAAAUGUUUAUUGAAAACAUAAAUACAUUUGCACAAUGAGCACUUGUUGUCUCUCAAAUACAUUGUUACAGUUGUUGGUUAGCUAGCUAGCAAAUUAUUCUAAAAACACCUAAAAACAAGACAUGGUAUCAAGAACAAGAUAUAAAACUAGCUGAAUUGAGCCACCUACAAUUCCCUACAUGGCAGCUUCUUGUCAUUCUGACCUUUCAGAAUCAUGAUAUCACGCGACCUUCAGGCCCAUCGAUGUGCAUGCAUAAUUUUUGUGAUGUCAACCAACCCGUCUAUAGACUGACGUAACCAUCCACAGUUACAACCAACCAAUAUGGACACAUUUCAUCCGAAUAGGUCACAACGCAAACUCCAUAGUCUUUCACAAUUAAUUGACAAUUUUUUCAAUGCACCACGCACACACACACAUAAUAAUAUUAUUAUGUGAAAUAUUAUUUAAUAUUUAUAUAAUAAAUAAUAUAGUUAAUAUUGUUUUAAAAAAUAUGACAUUUCCAUACAAUCAAAAUGACAGAAACAUUUCUAAUCAAAGCAAAAUUCUAGCUUGAUAAAUCAAAUGCCGACAUGAAAAACAAAGCAAUUGGUGCGCUCUAAACAGCUGACCAGCAAAUGGAAAGAAUGACAGAUAGUGAGCAAUGGAUAAAUCUACAUAAUGCAUUGAAAUAAAAGGCAUAAAUCAAAAGCAUUACUUACUUUAUUAAGGUAAACAAAGCAAACUCGACCAAACAAUGGCGAAAAUGAGGAAAGUAAGCUACAAAGGAAAAUAUUUUAUAACGGUAGCUGAGGAUUCAGCACUGAUGAAUGGACAGUUCUGGGGCAGGUUAACUCUGUGGUUCUCAAUGGACAGCACCUUUGUCUAGCCAGUUGUUUCCGUUUGUGUACAUGCCAGGAGACGGUUUGUUGGCACAGUUCAUUUCACGCACACUGAUAACGUUUUACAAGUUUGAAUACGCCACUAAACCGUUAUUCUCACGUUCAUUCAACAGUAGCCUACCCUGCUAAUUGCAAAGGAAAAUGCAUUUAGGCCUACCUUUACUUGUAAAUUAGGUCCAUUCAUCUGUCCUUACAUCACUGACUGCUUCAAUCAAAUCCUUCUGUAUUCUGUUUGAUAUAAGCCUAUCCGAAAACACCCAAGUGUCUGGGUUCAUCAUUACCCCGAAAUGCUAACUCUAGUUUCCCUAAAUAUGUUGCUCUAUCUAAUAAGGUCCUUCUUCAAAAUCUCACGGUUUGCCUUUAUGCUACCUUGGAUUGUGCAUGGUGACUUGUUGUUUUUGCUGCUCAUUUAACGGCAGAUCGAUCCGUGAUCUGGUGUUGGAUGUGCGAUGCUGAUUUUUCGUGUUUGAUGAGGGCAUCAGGUUGUUGAGGUCGCAGUAGCAGCCUUCUGUUGUACCCUGUUGAAAAGGGGAAACAGUACAGGCGACUACUGGUAGCGCAGCCAUACAGCCAGUCUUUUCAUUCAUAUCACUCCCGUUUAAACCAUCAGAUGAUUUUCUGUCCCUUCCUCUGAUGAAGGUCAGGAAGCGCAGGUGUUGGGUUCCCUUUUAUGACUUAGCCUACACCAAGUUUUCCUUGGAAAUCCAACUUGGAAAAUAGUUUUAGGUGCUGUAUAGUGUCCAUUUUGUCAGGUUGCUUUUUUACUCAGUUGAAGGGAUGCACGCCAAAUUAUGUAGACACGCCCAAAUAAUGUUUAAGCUUUAAAGACAAUAUGCAUGCGCAAAAUAUGAACUCCGCUCAAUGCAACAAAUGAAGCUAGUAUAAGCAGCGAGGCCUAUGCCUACGAUGUCCAUCAACAUUGACUGGAGUCAGGAAUGGCUGCGCAUGUCAACGAUUUGACUGGAUGGGAAGGUAGGCACAGAUCAACGAGAGCCUUUGAUGGAUUUUUCGCAAAUUGUUUUGAUUUUGAGCAUAAAAGCCCCCAAAAACAUUGAGAAAAAACAUUAGAUAACCAAAAGGAAUGGGGUUUUAACACCUAUUUUAUUAGCCUACCCUGACUGCAAGUAACCGGUGUGAGCAUGUGUGUGCGUGUGUGAGUCUGUGAACAGUACUAGUAACACUCACUCAUCUUUUCCAGGCUCUCUGCAAGUCAAGAUGAGACCAAGACAGGCUGGAAGUUCUAUUUUAAGCUUUACUGCUUCUUAGACACAGAUAAUGUACCCAAGGACUGUGUUGAGUUUGCCUUCAUGUUUGAGCAGGUAUGAACCAGCGAAAAAAAACAUCCAUCCACACUGUUUCUGUCUGUCGGUAUGUCUGAAGCCAAUAAAUUAGUAAGAUCCGUUAUUGUUGUGUUGGCUGUGUAUCUGCCAGUCUAAGCGUUAAUCCGAUGAUAACAGCUUGUCAAAGACAAUCGUUGUCCUUUAAUAAAGGAUUCCUUCUUCCUCUUUGUUUCAUUCUACCUAUCUCUCUCUCUCGCUUUCUUACUCCUGUCUCUCAUUCCUCCUCUAUUUUUUCUCUUCUCUUUCUCUUUCCCCACUCUUUUUCCUCUUUCCUCCUUUCUCUUUCUCUUGUCCUCCUCCAGGCCCAUGAGGCGGUGAUCAGAGGCCAGUACCCAGCCCCGGAGGAGACCCUCCAGUUCUUGGCCGCCCUGAGACUACAAUACCUCCUCGGAGACUACAACCCCCAAGCUACCGUGCCCGAAAUGUCUCAGGUGUUCCCUAUGACUCGGUUGUGUGCCCGCAUCCAAAAUUCCAACAAGACUUUCUCCCCGGCCACUGGUUUGGGCAUGGGGUCAGUGGUGGACCGUUCCGAUGGAAACUCGGAGAAGAAGCGCUCCAGCUUCCUGGAGGGAACGCUAAGGCGUAGUUUCAGGAGCGGCUCAAUGAGCCGCCAGAAGCUGGAGGAGGAGAAUACGCUGGAGGCCUGGAUGAGGGAAGAGAUAGCUGCAGCACGAGCCAGCCUGGUGAACAAGUGGAAGAAGCUGCAGGGGAUGAACCAGGAGCAGGCCAUGGUGAAGUACAUGGCCCUGGUCAGAGAGUGGCCUGGCUAUGGAUCCACGCUCUUCGAAGUGGAGGUGAGUGGCCAUCACCAAAUAGUGGUUUACAUUUAGGUUUUAGACAUUUAGCACAGGGUUUCGUCUGGGACCCUCAGUCAUUUCGCAUUUUUGUUCUAUUCCAACACUAUCACACCUAGGUUGUGUUCAUUAGGGCACACAAUGGAAAAUCAAAUGUUGUAUUUCCCUGUUGAUUCAGUCCGUUUUCUUCCGUGUCGUGCCUUGUGAACACAAUCCUGAUUAAAGGACUUGAUGAAGAUGAGACUGAAACAAAAAGUAAUGCCCAGAUCCGGACCGAAAUGGAAAACUCUAUAAGUGAUAUAAAUGGAUCUGUCACCAUCGUUGACCCAUUCCUCAUACUCAUACCUUGUCUCCUUCUUGUCUCCUUUCCUAGUCCUGUGACGGGGCCUUCCCAGUGGAGCUGUGGCUGGGGGUGAGCAGGGAGGCCAUCUCGGUGUAUAAGCGUGGCGAGCCCUGGCCCCUGGAGGUCUUCCCCUAUGAGCUCAUCCUUUCGUUUGGGGCCCCACUGCCAAACGCCUACAAGAUAGCCGUGGAGGGCCGCGAACUGCUCUUCGAGACCAGUCUGGUAUGUUAAGCCACCCAUUAUAUAGGCUGUUAUAAGGAGCCAUGAUGGUAAUGGCAUGUUUUUUAAUGCAAUGUAAUAAUGGUACACAGUAUUAUAAUUAUACGUUCAUAGAAAGUGUUGCAAACCCUUUUCUGUUAUACAGAGACUGUGUCAACUGUAAGGUCCUAACCGCUCCUCCUUCACUCUUUCCCCAGGUUAUGGACAUUGCCAAACUGAUGAAAGCAUACAUUAGCAUGAUCGUAAAAAAGCGCUACAGCAACUCCACAUCCAUCAGCAGCCACGGUAGCCAGUGUAGCACCUGGUGA